Molecule: messenger RNA, 462 nt
Organism: Aspergillus calidoustus
Lineage: Eukaryota; Fungi; Ascomycota; Eurotiomycetes; Eurotiales; Aspergillaceae
Source: the annotation of a GenBank genome assembly
AUGACUUCUUCAAACCUACCUUAUGCCGCAGACGCUGAAAGUCCGCUGAAGCCAGCAGAACUUCAGGUCUUACGCUCUCAAUAUGAAAAAGAAGGCGACUACGUCGGUGUCCAAACCAAGUUCAACUAUGCCUGGGGCCUGAUCAAAUCCAACGCUCGACCCGAACAGCAAGAGGGCGUCCGUCUCCUCUCCGAAAUCUUCCGUGCCGCUCCUGAACGCCGUCGCGAAUGUCUAUACUACCUAGCCCUGGGAAACUACAAAUUAGGCAACUACGGAGAAGCUCGACGCUACAACGAUCUCCUUAUCGACAAGGAACCCGGCAACCUGCAAGCAGCUAGCCUCCGGACACUUAUUGAUGAUAAGGUGAAUCGCGAGGGACUUGUGGGGAUCGCCAUCGUUGGCGGGCUGGCUCUCGCCGCGGGGGUGGUCGGGGGUAUGCUGUUCCGGGGACAGCGACGAUAA